GCUGCGCCUCCGCGUCUGCGACUCGGCUGAAGGAAAGGAAAGAUCGUCUGAGAUCCGUGUUAUAAAAAUGGCUUUUAUUAAAGAGGAGACCGAAGACGUGAUCGUAGAAACGUCGAGAGUCAAGCAUGAAGAUACCGAGGAACAAACGGACUCGAGGCUGCUGAAAAAGGAGAGUCAAAAACUGACUGAAACAACAGAUAAAGUUCAGUACGAAAAACGUGAUUUCAUAACCGGAGAGAAGUUUAGUUGCUCACAGGCUAAAAAGACCACUCGGGAAAAAACUAGAGGUACCUUGACCUGCCAAGAGUGUGGAAAGAGUUAUAGUAAAAAAGGAAGCCUUAAAGUCCAUAUGAGGUCUCACAGUGGAGAAAAACCUUACACCUGCCCACAGUGUGGAAAAAGUUUCUCCGUUAAAGGAAACCUUGAAGUCCAUAUAAGGAUUCACACGGGAGAAAAACCCUAUUCCUGCCAACAGUGUGGAAAUGGUUUCACUAAAAAGGAAAACCUCAAAGUCCACAAGAUAACUCACACCGGAGAGAAGCCUUACAGCUGCCAACAGUGUGAAAAAAGUUUCAGUAAAAAAGGGAUCUUUAAAAGGCACCUGAAAAUUCACGUUGAAGAUAAGCCUUUCACCUGCCAACAGUGUGGAAAUGGUUUCAUUCAAAGCGCAGACCUUAAAAUCCACAUGAGAAUUCACACCGGAGAGAAGCCCUUCAUGUGCGCUCACUGCGGAAAGCGUUUCACGCGGAAACAAAGCCUUAAAGGCCACAUAAGAACUCACACAGGAGAGAAACCUUACUCCUGCCAACAGUGUGGAAGGAGUUUCACCGAAAAAGGAAACCUCGAGGUCCACAAGAAAACUCACACCGGAGAGAAACCUUACACCUGCCCGCAGUGUGGGAGAAGUUUCGUUAAAAAGACCGACUUCGAAAGGCACAUAAGAGUACACACGGGAGAGAAGCCUUAUGCCUGCCAACAGUGUGGAAAGAGCUUUUCGCAGCAGGGAAGCCUCAAUGUCCACAAGAGGAUUCACGCCGAAGAGAAACCUUCGAGCCACGCGAGGAUUCACUUGAUUGAAGGAUUUUACGUUAUCGCUGAGGAAGGUGUUUCACAGACGGGAAACAUCGUAAGAAUCGUUGACGCUUAGUGCUCAUGCGGGUUAAAAUUGUUUGCUUGUCUUUAGAGUUCGCUCAACAAAAGUUGAAAAUGAUACCAUGCCUCACUGUCAAGCUCUGCGCAUGUGACUCCGUUUUCUCUGAUGAACCCAUGGUUAUGUAAAAAAAAACUAAACUUGGCUCUUCUAAGCUUUAGAAUUGGAACGGAUGGGUUUUUUUGUUAAACAGUCCGAAAGGAGUCCAAUAAAGCGCAUCCAUCCAUAAUAAAAUGUGCCUCGCUGGAAUCAAGGCCUUCUGGAACAAAUCUGUGUGUUUUUGUAAGAAUAAGAUGUGCAUUUAAAACGUUUGCGAAAGCCAUUUAGAUGCAAGAUGCGUGUUUUGACUUCGUAAUUUAAUGUAUUUAGGUAUUUAAUGUAUUAAUGUAUUCGUAAUUUAAUGUAUUAGUAUAAGUACUUUGACUUUUUCAGAUUGAAGUCCUCAAACAGCCAAUUAUUGAAAAGGUACUUGGAGAGUUCUCGAAUGCUUUAAUGGCAGUAUAUAUGGACUAAGUAUUAAUUUGUGUUCCGUAAAAGUUUUUCUUGAAAAAUGAACGAUGCCGUGGAUCUGAUACACAUUGGCUCUGUAAGAAUCGCGGUCUCGCGAUAUCGAUAAAAGUUGAUUUUGUUUUAAAACGUUUCGGACUGAUUGCAUAGCUAGAUUUGUCACGUAUAACAUCGAAAAACCCACGCUGGCGCAGAAAAUGUCAACGUUUUUCUAUAUGCGAUUUGUGUACAUCGCAAUUUCAACGUUAAAAGUACCCUGAAGGAAUUUUUAUGUGGCCAAAUAUUAAAAUCACGUGGAUUUAAAAGUAAAACGAAACCUCGCCACACUGUUGGCGCCCUCUGCAGGUGUUUGUUAUAAUACAUGAUGCGAGUAGGUUAUAUUCAUGUUACGUAUAAACAUCUUACGUUAUGUAGUCUAUUUAAAAAGUGCUUAGUAAAAUUGUGUGAUUACUUGGAUUUGAAUUAUUGUCUCAUUGCAAAUUUGAGAUAUAAAAAAUGUAGUCAAUAUUAAUUUUUAUUAGACUACUAAAAAUAUCGGAUUACUCAAUUGUUAAAAUAAUCAGUAUUACUUGAUUACCCAGAUGAUUAUUAGUUACAGCUUUAGAUUAGUUGUUAAAUGCGUUGUUUUUUUUUGCAAUUUAAAAGGCAAAUGGUUUAUUGAAAAUUUAUUUGUACCAUUUUAUUUAUUUAUUAAAAUGUGAAAGACGGUAACGACAUUGCUAUCUCUAAUUUUAGUCCUUGAAAACGGAAAAAAAACUCAAAAGUUCGUUUUGAUACGCUCUAGAAUGACGGAAGACGCAAGUCUGGGAAGAAGAAUGGUAUAGAAAUUGUUAUUAUUGUUUUCCUUGCAUAAAAAAGGUAUUCUCACUGUGUCACAAAUGUGGAGUUGAGCCGCUGAUGUCCCAUGAACUGUUUUACAGAUGUUUUUAUGUUUCUGGAGAUGAGAACAUUUCAGUCGUUUCAAAGAUGAACAUGGGUCUCAACAUGUGGGUGAGUUAAUGGCAUAGUUUUCAUUUUAGGGUAGACUGACGAAGUGCAGUGACCACAUAUAUCCAGCAGUGGUCCGUAGAGACCACUAGAGUUAGUUUAGUCCACUGUAAGUAUGUUGACUGAGUCUGGCGUGUUCGUUCACCUUUGUUGCUAAAAUUACAGAAAUACUGGAAAAAACUUUCAUGUUGCAUUACCUGACUUCAAUAGCAAACAUUGCAUAACAUAAAAUGUAACCAAACAAACCCCUAACUCGAGAGAACUUAUUAAUUAUAGACAAAUUUACAGAAGGAGAAAGGAGAAACCAUACUUUUGAACAACUUUGGUCAGGAAUCAAGCCCCACCAAUCAUGUUAGAGCUUCUCGUUUUGUUAUUGAAUCAUGGAGUGCCACAGGGCUCAGUAUUAGGUCCUUUUCUUUUUAUGCUUGUACUUUCCCUCUGAUAGACAGCUGUUCCCGUUCAAUAAACCGUAAAAAAAGUGCAAUCAGUGCACGGAUGUUUUUGCAGACAAUACAUACUUCACCGAAUUCUGUUAUACCACAAUUCAUUUCAGAUAUAAGAACAAUAAACAUAGGGAUAACCGAAACUAUAAAGCACUUACUCGUGUACAUGAGAAUAAUUAACACACAAACACACAUAAAACCUUUGUCAUUAGAUAAAGCAUUUCAGUGUUACAUUAGUCACUAAUUUAUUCGAAUAUAUAGUUAUUUAAACACUUAAACCAAUAAAGCGCACACCUUUCCUACAGCCGAAUUUCGUUCGACUUUGCGGUAUAUAAUUUCUCUCAAAAUGUGAUUAUAAUAUAUAACAGAAAUUCUAAAUAAUCAUUUAUAAAUAAUAACAAAACAACAAAAAUUUCAAGAAGAAACUAUAGCGGUUUUAGCAUAGCUUAGCAUAGAUCAUUGAAUCUGAUUAGACCAGUAGCAUCUCGUUUAAAAGGGACCAAAGAGUGUGUCAUUUUUUAGCACAAUUUCAAAACAAACUUUGCGGUCCAAACUGUUGAAAAUUGCACUUUUCCCACAGAGCAAACAACACAAAUACGUCAAACAUGUUCUUAGGUUCUCAAAAAAAACCCAAAAAACACACACGUCACAUGUUUUUCUUAUGGAUGUACUUCUAAAGAUCAGUUUUUUUUCUUAAAUUGGUUUUUGUGAACAAUUUUGCAGCAAUCAAAAUACGAUAUCUUAAAACUAA
Molecule: messenger RNA, 3838 nt
Organism: Puntigrus tetrazona (Sumatra barb)
Lineage: Eukaryota; Metazoa; Chordata; Actinopteri; Cypriniformes; Cyprinidae
Product: gastrula zinc finger protein XlCGF8.2DB-like
Exons: 3
Coding region: 68-1147 (359 amino acids)
Biological process (GO): regulation of transcription by RNA polymerase II
Molecular function (GO): RNA polymerase II cis-regulatory region sequence-specific DNA binding; DNA-binding transcription factor activity, RNA polymerase II-specific
Source: RefSeq, a predicted model, not a curated record